AUGUCACAAAAGCCAGGCGCGGAGCCUGGUGGGCUGGCGUGGGCGGCACGGAGUUCGGGGCCGCUCGGGACCAUGGGCUGCUGCCAAGACAAGGACUCUCAGACCUCCGAUGAUCAGGCUAAGGAGGCUGAUUCGGAGGAAGUCGAAGGCACCGAAGAGGUCGAUAUGGACUCGCCGGACCAAAAGACUCUCAAGUCGAACGAAAGCCUUCUGAUCACCGUGCUGUGGCGGCGGCUAUCCCUGUGCAGCCAUCGGGGCUCUCGUUCAAACAAGAGGCACUCAGUCCAGAGUCAAAAGCAUGCGUUACAGCAGAGCAAGCGGGAGGGGAUCCUGGAGGAGCCGGAGAAGGGGUGACCCCAACCUGCUCUCAAUCUGCCCCAGCCUCCGGAGAAUAAAGUUUCUAACGUGUA
Leopardus geoffroyi (Geoffroy's cat) is the source of this 410-nucleotide messenger RNA. RefSeq names its product testis expressed 54 (gene TEX54). Lineage: Eukaryota; Metazoa; Chordata; Mammalia; Carnivora; Felidae. The coding region runs from base 1 to 354 and encodes 117 amino acids. The record is from RefSeq and is a predicted model, not a curated record. The transcript is spliced from 2 exons.